GUUCAGUUGCUGCCUUCUCGCCAUCAUGAUCAUCAUCGCUUUGCCUCUCUUUUUCCUCUAAAAAGCCACUUUUUCUUGAGCUCCAGAACUGCAUUGAUCCCUUAAACCCCUUUUUCUUUCUUUAAUUACUCUCUACUUUUAAACCCACAUAUGAAUUUGUACUUCUCAAAAAGAAGCAAGUUUAUAUCUUAUUAUUGCCUUCUUCAAUUUACUGUGCAAGCUUCCUUUUUCCAUCAUCUAAUUAUAAUCAACAACAGUAAACAGAUAGCUUAACUUGGAAAUUUUCCUCUCGAAAAACAAUCAUGAUGAAAAGCUGAAUCCCUGAAAAAGAAAUCAAAAAGGGUUAAUGGGAAUUCAUUCUAAAUAUAAAAGUUGGGUGCAGGCAGUGGAUAUUUCACAAGAUGAUUGGGCCUCUAAUGGGGUGGCGUAGUGAGGUUAUGGUCCUACAGAGUAAAAGCUGAACCAGCAUACCACAUGUUUGAAGUUAUCGAAGUAGGUGGGACUCGGGAGUGUUCAUCAUCAUCAUCAUCAUUUAAUAUAUAAGAGAGAAAUAUUGAGGUUCACAGAUUUGUUUAAAGAUCUUCUCUUCUAUAUAAUUAUAAGCUUUUCCUUCGACAAUAUAUGCAAGCGUCGCUGUUACGUGAUGCGAUCACAACAACAACAACAUCAAACCAAGAUAGAGGGCUGCCCAAGUACUUGAACUUUGGACAUGUAAUUAGCGGUGGAAAAAGUGGAUACGACAAGCUUUAUGGAAAAAAAGGUGUCGGCCCAAAUAGCUUCUUCUUCUUCACCUUGUGUCCAUGACCCAAAGGUUUGAGCUUGCUUUAUGCAAUAUAAACAUUUCUAGUUUUCUGCCCUCUACAAGCUUUGAAGGAGGGCCAAGCCCAAACCUUUUCUGAAUGUUGAGGCUCAAAAUUGCUUAGCCCAAUAGCUCGUUGCGUUUGAAUUAGAAGACGGAAGCGAGACUCGGAUGUCUGCAUAAAUGGAAAAUUAACAUUCUUCCCAUUUUGAUAAUUUCCGAGCAUACGACUCGACUCUCGGCGCGCGCAGAAAGUCAUGCACGAUAUAUGAUCAUGGCGGUGCUAGUUUCGACUCCUACAAGCACAAGUGUAUCUCUUUACCGACGAUCAUCUUCUUCGAUCUCAUACCAUAUAACCACUAGAUUUGGUAUCUCGAUGCUGACUCUUCAGCUGGGUGUCCGUCCUUUCCCUCGAUGGAGUGGUCUACAGCAUCUAGGUAUCUCUAUCACUCCAAAAUCUCCGAAGAAUGCGAGGAAGAGCAGGUAUAAAGGUAAAGUGGUUCAGGCAUCUUUUUUUGGGGUUGGAGCCCCUGAGGCUUUGGUUAUUGGGGCAGUGGCUUUACUGGUUUUUGGUCCGAAAGAGCUGGCUGAGGUUGCACGCAAUCUAGGGAAAACUCUGCGUGCAUUUCAACCAACCAUUAGAGAACUCCAGGAAGUAUCGAGGGAAUUCAAGAGCAGCCUUGAACGAGAGAUUAGCCUUGAUGACAUUUCAAGUCAAACACAGAACACAUACAGCUCCCACAGAGCAAACACUGCCUCACCCCCUUCACAGUUUGGCAGCCAGGAAAAUUCUCCAAUUGCAGCUGACACCAAUGGUGCUCUAUCUCAAACCAGAGCAUAUACCAGUGAGGAUUGCUUGAAAAUCUCAGAAGAGCAGCUAAAAGCAUCUGCUGCACAACAGCCAGGGCAGACACCAUCCCGUCCAGGAGAAAUCCAGGUUGAAGCUCAAUAUCCAGCUACUGUUAAAGAAACUGCUGGUACCAUGCCUCUGUCACAGAAGCCAGAAAAUGAAGUCUAAGACCUCUCAAGAAAGGUAGUGUUAUGAACUGCACCGGUUAUCACUUCAAAAGCCUGAAACGAGUGAGCUGAGACGAAAACCUCAAAAAAGAGGUUCUUCAUUGGUGACUUCGUCCACCAACUCCUUGCCAGAGACUUUCAAAUUACCAAAUGUUGAACAUUGUCUUCUCAUAUCACUGCCUUCCGGUCUUCAUCAUCCCCUGAUCGAUCACCUUUCACAGCUGAGCU
Molecule: messenger RNA, 2044 nt
Organism: Manihot esculenta (cassava)
Lineage: Eukaryota; Viridiplantae; Streptophyta; Magnoliopsida; Malpighiales; Euphorbiaceae
Product: sec-independent protein translocase protein TATB, chloroplastic
Exons: 7
Coding region: 1068-1817 (249 amino acids)
Biological process (GO): protein transport
Source: RefSeq, a predicted model, not a curated record